Candida tropicalis MYA-3404 is the source of this 2487-nucleotide messenger RNA. RefSeq lists its product as uncharacterized. Gene Ontology annotation, biological process: transmembrane transport; chloride transport. Lineage: Eukaryota; Fungi; Ascomycota; Pichiomycetes; Serinales; Debaryomycetaceae. Gene Ontology annotation, cellular component: Golgi apparatus; membrane; early endosome. The record is from RefSeq and is a predicted model, not a curated record. The coding region runs from base 1 to 2487 and encodes 828 amino acids. The transcript has a single exon. Gene Ontology annotation, molecular function: voltage-gated chloride channel activity.
AUGGAUGCGUUUGGUUCCCAGAAUAGUACGAGAGAGUCAUAUGCUCUUGACUAUACAAUUGAUGAAAUACCAGUGUUGUCGUAUAGAGGGAGCAGUCAAUUAGAGACUUACCACAAUGAAACAACUGAUCUUACUUCUACAACUUAUGAAGAAAACACAUUCAUAGAUUGGCCCAAGGAAUCCAUAAAAAUAUCAAGAAACCACUCAUUCUACCUAGCUAAUAAAUGGAUAGUGGUAACACUUGCAGCAAUUGUCUUGGGUUACAUUGCAGCAUUUAUUGACUUUAUCCAAGUAACUUUGAAUGAUUUAAAGAAAGGAAUUUGUCUAAGCAAAGAAGAUUCUUGGAGUUUGUUAAAUCCUUAUCUGUCUUGUCCUCUGGAUGACUGGUAUGAUUGGGAUAAUUUUUUAUUCAAAACAGAUAAUUUUAUUACUAAUAUGUUUGUGAACUAUCCUAUUUAUUGUAUAUUUGCCGUGGGGUUCUCAUUAACUGCAGCAUAUUUGACAUACAAUAGAGUUUAUUUGAUUAGACAAUCCGGUAUCCCUGAAAUCAAGUUAAUCAUUGCUGGAUUUAACCUAAAUAUUAAAGAAUAUCUCAGUGCAACAACAUUAUACUACAAAAUCAUAGCAUUGAUAUUUGUAGUUAGUUCUGGGUUGUGGUUAGGUAAAGAAGGUCCGUUAGUUCACGUAUCGUGUUGUAUCUUUAACAUCAUUUAUGAUCUUGCCACUAGUAAGGACAACAGUCGAAAUGAAGCCAUUCGAAGAGAAUUGAUUAGUGCUGCUACUGCCACAGGUAUUUCUGUUGCAUUUGACUCUCCAAUUGGUGGAGUAUUGUUUGUUUUGGAAAGUAUGCCGAGUUUUUUCAUGCCUACAAGGAUUAUGUGGAAUUCGUUUGUUUCUGCUACCAUAGCAGUUAUUGCUGUCAGUGGGUUUAAAGUUUUCACUGAUGGAAAGAAUUUCAACGAAAAGGAUUUGUUCCAAGUUAGUUUUGGUAAUUUUAGUUGGUUGUUUAUGGAGAUUAUUCCGUUUAUAUUGUUGGGAGUUUUAGGUGGAUUAUAUGGUCAUUAUUUUAUCAAGUUGAAUUCAAAAUUUUCCAGCAUCCAAUUUAGAAAGAAUGUUAGAAACUAUUUGAGUAAUUUAUUCAAAGUCGAUGCAAAAUAUGGACCUAUUUUGGAAAUCUUAAUUGUUGCAUUUAUCACAACUAUAUUAAAUUUCCCAUUAGAAAUUUCCAAACUUCCUUUGACUGCAUAUUUGAAUUUGUUGUUCAAAGACUGUCCAAAAGAUGCUACGCCGUCAUUAAACUCAACCAAUUUCAUGUGUUCUUCAUCAAAUGAUUUCACUUUAGUUAAAUUGUUGUAUAUUGUAACAGAAGGAUUCUUAUUAACUUCUUAUACAUUUGGUGUUGACUUGCCCGGAGGUAUUUUAAUGCCAAGUUUGGUUUUGGGUGCUACUACAGGUAGAUUUGUGGGUAUUUUAUCACAGAUUCUCCAACUGAAAUUCAACUGGGAAAGUUUAGCAACAUGUACUGAACAAUCAUGUGUUGUUUCCCCAAGUUCCUAUGCAGUUAUCGGAGCUGCUUCUUUCAUGACAGGUAUAACUAAAUUAACCAUGUGUGUUGUUGUUAUCAUGUUUGAAAUGACCGGUGCAGUUACAUAUGUCUUACCCAUUAUGUGUGGUGUUAUGACUUCCAAAUUUGUCAAUGAUUGGUUAUGUCCUAAUAAUAUAUAUGAUACUUGGUUACAGAAUAAUUUUAACCAGAAAGAUGAUGAUUACGAUUUGCAACAAUCUCAGAAUUUGGUUAAUCAUGGAAAAGGUACUGGGUUGAUAUCAUUCCUGAAUUCUACAAGUACUAUCAAGACUAAGUUACCUGACAUUUCUGUCAAAUCAUUGAUGGUGCCAUUAAAUCAAGUCAAGUGUCUUUGUUUAAUCCCAGAAAAUGGUGAUUACACAUUGCUGAAUUUAACUAGUUUUAUCAACGAUGACUGUCAUGAGGGGUACCCGAUGAUUAUAAACUACUCAAACCCUGUAUAUCUCGGAUAUGUUCCAAAAUUGCACCUUCUAUCGAAAUUAUCCAAUUUAGAUGAUUCAACUACUCCAAUUUCAUUCCAAGUUGAAAAUCUUCCUACAUCUGCAUUAUCCAUCCAACUACACUAUGAGCGUAAAUUGAAUGAUUUUAUUCAUUUAGAUAUAAUCCCAACACGAUCUCCAUUUAAAUUCAAUGAGGAUACACCAGGAUUAUUGAUUAUUGAAGCAUUUGAAAAACUUAACUUGAACAAGCUUGUGAUUUUCAAAGACGAUGGAAUUAUGUGUGGGUUCAUUGAUCGAUUUAUCUUGACAAACUUGGUCAAUGAUAAAUUCGAAGGGUUGGUUAAUGAGUUUAACGAUUUUGAAGCAAUUAAUGAAUAUGAUCUAGAGACAGGUUUACUGAAUGAGAUGUUGAGCACGGGUGAUUUGAGAAUUAAUAGAAAAUCAAUUGAAUUGAUUACAUAG